AUCCCACCACUGCACUCCAGCCUGUACUCCUCUGUCUCAAGAAAAAACAAAAAUUGGGGACGGAUCAGCAUAGAAAGCCAUUAGCUGGGCUGUCUCCUGCCCUCUGCAGUCCCAGCUUGUGUGCUCAUGGCUGGGCCUGUUGGCCAAGCCUGUCAUUCCAGGUGACACCAAGGCCUUUUCAGGGCUAGAGUGACCUGCAGCCACCUAUGGUCAGCAAGGCUGAGUGGUUCCAGGCACAGCUGGGGAUGAAACUGGUGACAGGGCCAGCCCUGUCAUCUUUACAGGGAACCCCACAUGGCAGGAAGGCAGCAAGCUGGCCUCUCUGCAUCACUGAGCCAUAUGCUGAGUGACCAGGCCCAUGUGACAGCACUGCUGGAAAGGAUGGAGGAGGAUGGACAGUGGGUGGCCGCCCUGGGUGCCAAGCUGUUCGUGCCAGGGCUGGUGGGGCUGUGUGCCCUUGGCCUGCUGCAGCAGUGGGGCCAGCUUUGGACCAACUCCCUGAGGAUCCAGUACAGCCUCCUGGGUAAGGCACUGCGUGCCUGGCUGUGGGGCAAGUGGAGGUGGCAGGGCCUGCCUUGUUUCCUGUGGCUGUGGCUCUGCAAGCUAAGAUAUGCUGUCACCACAGGAUUUUCCAUUAGUCAUUCUGUGGGCUCUGAGUAUGGCUUAGUACCUGCUCUUUAAAAAAAAAAAAGAUAUGUCCAUUGAGGGGACAUUCAUCCAUCUCUUAAGACCUCCCCAUGAACAGGUUCUAAUGGAGUGACAGGGAAAGCAGAGCACAAGGCUGGCGGGACAUGGCUGAGGCCAGGCUGGGCUGGGCCCUCCUCCUCUUGGAGCCCUGGUGGAGGGCUGCCUGGCAGAGGAGGGCAGGGGUCCCUUGAUUGAUCCUCACAGCUCAGGCAAAGCAGCCAGCGCACGGAGCAGCACUAGCCAGAGGCUGCAGACACAGUGGCUCAGACGGCGCCUACAGGCUGGAGCUGGGCCAUGAGCUCCACUGCACACAGAUCCCAGCCUUCAGCCACAAGGUGGGUGCUUAGGCCGGGGUUACGUCUAAAGGGAGCACCAGAGUUAGGGAAGUGGUGAUCUGAGUACCCUGAGUUCAUCCCCAAAGAGAUGAACUUGCUCCCAAUAGCAUAGCCAUAUAGAAAUGGAUCCAGGGCUGGCACUUCAGCCUCAGUCUUAUGUCUAUUCAUCCAGGGUUGCUUGAGGCCAGGAGGCAGAGGUUGCAAUGAGCCAAGAUUGUGCCACUAUAUUCCAUCU
This is a messenger RNA of Sapajus apella (tufted capuchin), 1257 nucleotides long. RefSeq lists its product as uncharacterized. NCBI's taxonomy places the organism in Eukaryota, Metazoa, Chordata, Mammalia, Primates, Cebidae. The coding region runs from base 295 to 681 and encodes 128 amino acids. The transcript has 2 exons. The record is from RefSeq and is a predicted model, not a curated record.